This is a messenger RNA of Trematomus bernacchii (emerald rockcod), 3931 nucleotides long. RefSeq names its product myotubularin related protein 9 (gene mtmr9). The transcript has 11 exons. The record is from RefSeq and is a predicted model, not a curated record. Gene Ontology annotation, biological process: negative regulation of autophagy. The coding region runs from base 94 to 1743 and encodes 549 amino acids. NCBI's taxonomy places the organism in Eukaryota, Metazoa, Chordata, Actinopteri, Perciformes, Nototheniidae.
UGUCACAAGUCAGUUGUUUCCUGUCGGCUUGUUUAUGUGAACGUACCAGUCUCGCCCAUUCACAAAUAUAACGAAAGAGAUUCAGGUCAGAUCAUGGAGUUUGCAGAGCUGAUUAAGACCCCCAGGGUGGACGGGGUGGUCUUACAUCGGCCUUUUAUGCCCACUGUGGAGGGAACUCUGUGUUUGACUGGCCAUCACCUGAUUCUCUCCUCCAGACAGGACAACACAGAAGAGCUGUGGCUGCUUCACUCAAACAUUGACUCUAUAGAGAAAAGAUUUGUAGGGUCUCUGGGAACCAUCAUAGUCAAAUGCAAAGACCUGAGGGUGAUCCAGCUGGACAUCCCUGGCAUGGAGGAGUGUCUCAACAUUGCCAACUCUAUUGAGGCUCUGUCCACGCUUGAUAUACUCUCCCUGAUGUACCCUUUCUUCUAUCGGCCCAUGUUUGAAGUCAUAGAAGACGGCUGGAAAUCAUUUCUUCCCCUGGAUGCCUUUAAAGAUUUGGAGACGAUGACAGAUGAGUGGAGACUGAGUGAAGUCAACAAGGACUUCAGUGUGUGUCCAUCGUACCCUCCUCUGGUGGCAGUGCCCAAAGAUAUUGAUGACGACACGCUGAGGAAAGUAGCUAGCUUCCGUCACGGUGGCCGUUUCCCAGUACUGAGCUACUACCACAAAAAGAAUGGCAUGGUGAUGAUGCGUUCAGGGCAGCCUCUGACAGGCACCAACGGGCGGAGGUGUAAGGAAGACGAGAAGCUGAUCAAUGCCACCCUGCGGCCGGGCAAACGUGGCUACAUCAUUGAUACGCGCACAAUUAACGUGGCCCAGCAGGCCAAAGCUCGAGGUGGAGGGAUUGAGUCCGAGGCGAACUACCCCCAGUGGAGGAGGAUUCACAAGGCGGUCGAAAGAUCUAACGUCCUCCAGGAGAGCCUGAUAAAGCUGGUGGAGGCGUGUAACGACCAGUCGCACAGUAUGGACCGCUGGCUGAGCAAACUAGAGGCUUCCAACUGGCAGACCCACGUGAAGGAGAUCCUCACCACCGCCUGCCUGGCUGCUCAGUGCAUCGACAGGGAAGGGGCGUCAGUGCUGGUUCACGGCACAGAGGGGGCAGACUCCACCCUGCAGGUCACCUCUUUGGCUCAGAUCAUCCUGGAUCCGGCCUGCAGGACCAUCAGAGGCUUCCAGAGCCUGGUGGAGCGAGAGUGGCUCCAGGCGGGUCACCCCUUCCAGCAGCGCUGCGCUCAGUCGGCCUACUCCAACAGCAAGCCUCGCCAAGAGGCUCCGGUGUUCCUGCUCUUCCUGGACUGCGUGUGGCAGAUCCUGCGCCAGUUUCCGUGCUCAUUUGAAUUCAGCGAGAGCUUCCUGGUGCUGGUGUUCGAACACUCUUAUGCCUCUCAGUUCGGCACCUUCCUGGGCAACAGCACAGCUGAGAGAGCCAAACUGUCUCUGCCUGAGAAGACCGUGUCCCUCUGGUCCUGGGUGAACCGGCCCCAGGAGCUGGAGCGUCUGACCAACCCGCUCUACGAGGCCAACAGCCUGGUCAUCUGGCCCUCUGUGGCCCCCCAGAGCCUGCUGCUGUGGGAAGGAGUGUUUCUUCGUUGGAACCGCUCCUCCAAGUGUUUGGACGAGGCCUAUGAGGAGAUGGUUCAUAUCAUUGAAUACAACAAGGAGCUCCAGAACAAAGUGAACAGCCUGCGCAGGCAGCUGGCCCAGCUGGAGACGGAGGACCCUCUGCUGCAGACGCCUUAAAGAGGAGGAGAGAGGGAGGGAGGGGAGAGAAGGGAGAACGAGGUAGAAAAUGUGAAAACAUAACUAAACAGAUAACAGGCCAGUUAUACAUUAUUUUCACAUGUUUGAGAGUAUAUAAGUCAAACCAUUAUAUCUAGGAGAAUUUGUGCAUGAUUGAUGAUGGCACAUUUUGGUUUCCUAACAGAUGAAAAAUGCCUUAAACACAAAUUAAGAUUUUCCACUCAUGCAAUAAUCUUAUGUCACCCAGCUUACAUAACGGAAUAGACUGAAAUAGUGCCCUAAAGCAUUACAUUCAUAAAGCGUCAAUUUCAUGCUAAUUUAACCAUGUAUUGUCAUUUAAGUUAAGCGGGAGUGAGAGGGUAAGACACAGAAACAAAAAUCACAUAAUCUCAGAGUCCCCUUAAAUAGAUUGAAACAAUUAGUCUAUAAACCAAUCAGUCAAUCAUCCAAAAAAUAAUUGAAAGCUGUUUGAAUUUGCUGCUUUUCCAUGUCAUGAAUCACUGUAAAUGUAUUAUCCGUUGGUCAGGCAAGUAGAAGUUAUCUUGAGGUCUUGGACAUUUGUAAAGGCAUAUUUUUUCCCUUUUUGGCAUCUCAUUACCUAAAUGAUUUAAAAACAUAGUAAGAUUAAUGACAAUGAAACUACCUUCACUGAAUAAUUAGUGCACAGCUGUGUGUGCAGAAAAUAACUGAUCAUUCCCUAGGAAUUUCUGGGCAUUGUUGUUGUUCAUUAAUUUACUACAGGGUACUCGUUUUCACCAAACAUCCUGCUGAAUGUAUAUUCCACUAAAGCACUGCAGAGUAACUAUGGCAACAUAUAGGGUGCUAUAAGACGGCAUGUGACUGCUGCACGAUGAGAUGAUAUAAUAAGCGUAGGAAGGGUCAGCGCCUACUCUACUGUAUGUUAAUAAGGAUCUGACCAAAAUAUCUUGUGUAGUUAUAUGGUCAUUACGUGACAUUCCAGUGAGGAGCACAGCUGGAGGUAUUGAGAAAGACUUAUUUAACACAAGCUUAUACAAAUUUAGCAUUUUUUCAAACUCAGUGUGAGUAAUAUUAGUCAAAUAUGUUUGAAAGGUCUUGUUGUCACAGUGAUGCUGGCCAUGUUGGUCAAAUUAAUAUAAGCAAGACUUAACAGAGCUGAUGGAGGUUUAGAAUAUUAUUUUAAUUUCAUAUAUUACUUUAAAGACCAAUCUACAUUUUGGUUAUUUAAGUUAUGUUGUAAUUGUUGCUUUCAAGUACAUUCUCAAACUAAAAGCAUAUCAGCUGUUUUUAGUUCAUAACUAAUGUCAUGUGUGUUAAAGGCCUCAUCAAUAAUUAGGAAAAUAUAAUAUAUUUCUUGUAAUGAGCAUACUUUUUGUUGUCAGCUUGUCAGUACUCACCAGUUGAAAACAUUAGAAAGUAUAUGUAUUUUUAUUAUAACACAUUUAAAAAAACAAACAUGCCAAUAUAUCUAAAUGAUGUAAACUCAAACUGUAGCAGAUGACACAGACUUUAUCAAGGCUUUAUCCAAGUGAUCAUUUUCUCAACAAAUAAUUUGUGUCUGCAAAGUUACAUUACAGCUCGUCUUUCAAUGCUGUCCAUGGGUGAAGGUAGCCUCCUUAGCAUUAGACUAAUAAGAAAGCUUUUUGCUGCACUUUAAAUACAAAAAAAUACAAAAAAUGGCAGUUCUUAUGUUACAAAUCCACAGUGGUCAUCCUUGGCCAACUGUGUUUGUUUUGCCAGUAAGAUAUAUAUUUUUCUCUGCUGGUGGUCAUCUCAUCUUCAUACAUUUCAUCUAUUUUGCUUUAAGAAUUAUUUUAUAUUCACACUAAACACAACCGAUUCCAGCCACUACAUUAAGCUGCUUUGUAAAGGGAACGUUGUUUAAAGCUGCAUGUUUUCCUUCUGCCCGAAAAAGAGAACACCUUGCCUUCCAUUGCUUUGGUGUGUAUGAGUGGAACCAUUAAGUCAAGCUGAUGGUUAGAUUUACACUUUUACACAUUUCCUAUGCUUGCCAAUGUGAAUAAUGUUAUUGUUUAUUGAUUGUAGCUUUGCAACUAAACUCUACUGUGUUUGUGCAAUGCCUUACUGCAAAAUCAGAAUAAAAAAUAAGUAAUUGUAUUACUGCUGAUCAGUUGUUUGUAAAACUAUUAUUGUUUAAAAGAUUAAAUGUUUUUUUUAAGUUUUCAAGUCAUUAAACAUUAUAGCUCAA